Molecule: messenger RNA, 2093 nt
Organism: Vidua macroura (Pin-tailed whydah)
Lineage: Eukaryota; Metazoa; Chordata; Aves; Passeriformes; Viduidae
Gene: PNPLA4
Product: patatin like phospholipase domain containing 4
Exons: 9
Coding region: 309-1379 (356 amino acids)
Biological process (GO): lipid homeostasis; triglyceride catabolic process
Cellular component (GO): membrane; lipid droplet; cytoplasm
Molecular function (GO): triacylglycerol lipase activity; retinyl-palmitate esterase activity
Source: RefSeq, a predicted model, not a curated record
CGGCGCUGCCGCGGGGGCCGCUGCCGGGGAGGUGGGGCCGAGGCGGGCAGCGUGCCGCCGCUGCCUCGCGGAGGCCGCGUUAGCCCCCCGGGCCUGCGGGGAGGCAGCGGGCGAUCGGGACGGGGUUGAGGUGACUGGCCUCUGAAGGGCCGUGUCCCGCGUAGGAAUGGCCCGCUUGCUGUUAUGCUUAAAAGAGAUUUUCUGCCGAGUGCUUUUAUGACUUCGUUUGUAACUUCAUGGUAAAAGAGCUUCUGCAAGUAUCUAUUUGAUUACCACAUCAUCUGGAUCCAGAGAUUGCUUUUACUAAAAUGUGGACUUCCAAAAAGCUUUGUAGCACUCAAAUACUGUUGCUCCAGAUGAAAGAAGGCCAGUUGUGUAGUUGCAUGUUUCCCAAAACUUGGCAAUUCUGGAUUGGAAUUCCAAGCUAUUUCACUUUAAGAGUGCCACAUAGCAGAGCUAAAUUCCAGGUUUCCAAGGUAAAUGAUAAACAAUCAGUAGUUGAUAGAAAAAUGGCUACAAGUGCAGAGGGAACCAAAAUAGCUGUUGGAAAAAGUCCCAGUGGAGUAUGUGAUGGAAGACAACAUUCAUUACAAGCCCAAAUGAGACACAUCAACCUGUCCUUUGCAGCUUGUGGCUUUCUGGGCAUAUACCACUUGGGGGCAGCAGCUGCUUUUCACAGGCAUGGUAAGAAGUUACUGAGAGAUGUGAAAGCUUUUGCGGGAGCUUCUGCGGGAUCUCUGGCUGCCGCUGUCUUGUUAGCAGUGCCAGAAAAUAUAGAGAAAUGUAAGCACUUUACCUAUGGAUUUGCAGAGGAAGUCAGAAGACUGAACUUUGGUGCUGUAACACCUGGUUAUGAUUUUAUGAAAACACUUAGGGAGGGCAUAGAGUCUAUUCUUCCUUCUGAUGUUCAUGAGAUAGCUGAGAACCGGCUCUAUGUGUCAGUCACUAACUCCAAGAGUGGGGAAAAUCACUUGGUUUCAAAUUUUGCCUCCAGGGAGGACCUCAUUAAGGUCCUGCUAGCAAGUAGUUUUAUACCAGUGUAUGCAGGAAUUAAGCCAGUGGAAUUUAAAGGACAGAAGUGGGUUGAUGGUGGCCUUACCAAUGGCCUUCCUAUCUUGCCUGUUGGAAGAACGGUGACAAUUUCCCCUUUCAGCGGUCGAUUAGAUAUCUGUCCACAAGAUAAAGGGCGUGUGGACCUGUAUGUUAAAUUAGCAAAGCAAGAUAUGAUGCUUCUUGCUCUGUUGCAGCUGUCUCUGGCCAACCUAGUAAGGCUUAAUCAAGCUUUGUUCCCACCAGACCAGGAGAAAAUGGAAUCAUUGUACCAAAAUGGCUUUGACGAUGCUGUACGCUUUUUAUUGAAAGAAAACUGGUUUGAGUAGACAGCUCAUAGAAAAUUAGCAAAACAUGAGGGAUGUCAAAACACACCUACAGGCAUCCUAGAGAAUCUCAGGGAUUGCUCCUCAGUUCCUUUUCCUGAAAAUAAACAUCCCAAUGGACUUGUGUCUGCUUCUGCUGAGAAAGUAUCAGUUGUGCUCCACAGAGCUGUAUAAACAUGUCAGAACAGGAGCUGGACGUGCCUGGUGGAUGUCUUGUUUUAAGGAGGUUCCACUUAGAUUCAUUUUGCUUCAGAUGGGGACUUGAGUAUGAGAUUUGUAAAAAGCUUGUAAAAAGUGUCAUAAUUACAGAAAUUUGGAAAGGUUUUUUUCAGUGUUAAUUAAGAGGAGAAUUGAUGUUAUAUAAUGAAAAAUUACCAUCUGUAUUAUUCAAGUAACAGAAUUCUGUGUAUUAGUUCUGCAUAUUAAUUGGAUGCUUGCAGUGUUAUUGAACUAAAAUGUAACUUGCACUGUUUUAAAGGACUUGAAAAUUAAGUACUAGACACAAGACGAUAAAACAUUUGCACUCUUAAGUAUUUUUUUCAUGUUAAAAGUUCUUUCUUCAGUGAAUGUCUUCUUUUAAAAUUUUAAAUACUACCUGAAAUUUUUAGCAGAAAUGUGAUAUAAAAUAACUUGUAAAGAAGGGUGUAAAAAUUGUCAUAUUUAUUAUGUUUUCUCUUCCUCUGCCAAAACUGAAUAAAUAUAUUUUCUUGAAACUUC